AUGGCAGUCGAGCUAAGCCAAUUUGACAUAGAGUACAAGCAAAGAACCGCCAUCAAGGGGCAAGCGCUAGCUGACUUCAUCUUGGAAUUUCCACCCACUUUUGAAGUUGAAGGGAUGGAAUGCGUACCUGAACCUCAGUCUCCAGUAGCCAUACCCGAGAAUUGUUCCCCUUGGUGGAACUUGUACGUCGAUGGGGCUGUCAAUGGAAAUGGGGCCGGGGCUGGCAUUUUCUUAGUCAGUCCAGAAGGCCAUAAGCUGCAAAGCUCCAUUCACUUUGAUUUUAAAGCCACCAACAAUGACGCGGAGUAUGAAGCCCUAAUAGCGGGGCUGAAGCUAGCCUUGGAGAUGAGGGUGGAAAAUAUGAAUGUUUAUAGUGAUUCUAUGCUGGUAGUCUGGCACAUCCGAGGAGGCUUCCUAGCUAGGGGUCCCCGUACUGAUCUCUACAUGCAGUACGCCCAGGAAUUAAUUUUGAAAUUCAGGGAAACCAAGCUAGAGCAGAUACUGAGGUCCGACAACGCAGAUGCAGAUGCCCUGGCUAAGUUAUGCUCUCAGAGGGAUGCACACAUGCUUGGGGUGAUCCCCCUCGAAAUCCAAUAUCAGCCCAGCAUCCCUAAAAUUGAGGUCUUGGACGUUGAGGUUGAAGAGUCUGACCUUUGGACAACCCCAAUCCAGGAAUACAUAGCCAACGGAACCCUGCCUACAGAUAAGGAUGAGGCCAGAAAAUUGAGAUACAAGGCAGCCCAGUUUGUAAUCUAUGAUGGAAUUCUUUACAAAAGGGGAUUCAACCAGCCCCUCCUUAGGUGUGUUGUUGGGAUAAGAUGUGAAUAUAUUAUGCGCGAGGUGCAUGAAGGAAUUUGUGGGAAUCACUCGGGGGGGGUGCCUCCCUCGCUCACAAAAUCCUCCGUCAAGGCGACUCCUGGCCUACCCUCUACAAGGAUGUUCAUGGCUUUGCCAAGGCCUGUGACAGCUGCCAAAGAUCUGAUUGGUGAAUUACCCAAAGGGAAAGGAGGGGUGAAAUAUGCAGUCGUGGCUGUAGACUACUUUACUAAAUGGGCUGAGGCUGAACCCCUGGCUUCCAUCACUGCAAGGAAGCUGGUAGAUUUCGUUUAUCGUGCAAUCGUCUGUCGAUACGGGAUACCCUACAAGCUCAUAUCAGACAAUGGGAAGCAGUUUGACAGCAAUGAGAUGAUAAAUUUCUGUGAACACCUUGGCAUAAAGAAAGGCUUUUCCGCGGUGUGCCACCCUUAG
Daucus carota subsp. sativus is the source of this 1248-nucleotide messenger RNA. RefSeq lists its product as uncharacterized. Gene Ontology annotation, molecular function: nucleic acid binding; RNA-DNA hybrid ribonuclease activity. The coding region runs from base 1 to 1248 and encodes 415 amino acids. Gene Ontology annotation, biological process: DNA integration. The transcript has 2 exons. NCBI's taxonomy places the organism in Eukaryota, Viridiplantae, Streptophyta, Magnoliopsida, Apiales, Apiaceae. The record is from RefSeq and is a predicted model, not a curated record.